AUGAAGUUCUCUCUCAUCAACCUGCUCGCGGCCGCCAGCUUCGCAACCGCCGAGAACUGCCAACUAGGUAUCAAAUAUUGUGGCUACAACUUGCUCCGCCGAGGUACUAUAUCCCUCCUUUCUCCUCUAUAUUUAAACGCAUACCGCAUGCAGCCUUCCGACGAAGACCAAAUCAAUAACUCAAUCUUCCUAUGCACCUCAGGAAGCACAGGGACCAUCAAGUUCGAGAGUUAUUGCGGUGAGCGCCUUUGCACUGAGUAA
Molecule: messenger RNA, 261 nt
Organism: Lindgomyces ingoldianus
Lineage: Eukaryota; Fungi; Ascomycota; Dothideomycetes; Pleosporales; Lindgomycetaceae
Exons: 2
Coding region: 1-261 (86 amino acids)
Source: RefSeq, a predicted model, not a curated record